Hydractinia symbiolongicarpus is the source of this 486-nucleotide messenger RNA. RefSeq lists its product as uncharacterized. Gene Ontology annotation, biological process: DNA integration; DNA recombination. The transcript is spliced from 4 exons. The coding region runs from base 1 to 486 and encodes 161 amino acids. NCBI's taxonomy places the organism in Eukaryota, Metazoa, Cnidaria, Hydrozoa, Anthoathecata, Hydractiniidae. The record is from RefSeq and is a predicted model, not a curated record. Gene Ontology annotation, molecular function: DNA binding.
AUGAUGGACAACGUCGAGGAACCCUGGGAGUUAAUUAUCUUUAAUACCUUACAAAAUCUAAGGACUAUCAAUAUAUGUGUUCUUGGCUUUUCCGGAUUUCUGGGCUAUGAAAAACUUGCACAUUUACGGCUUUCUGAUGGUAUCUUCAAUAAAACACAUCUGAGAGAUUUAUCCAAAAAAGCAAAACAGAUAUUUAUCGUGACGGAGUUUGGGUGUAAAAUAAAAGAAGGCGAUGAGUAUAUUUUUAGAGCCAUAACAUCUUCAAGAAAAAACGAACGAUUGAGACCAAAACACGAGCCAUUAUCAUCACCAAAAUUUAGCCCACAUAGUUUAAGAUCGGGUGGCGCAACUGCUGCAGCAAAUAGAGGAGUACCAGACAGAUUAUUCAAAAGGCAUGGGCGGUGGAGAUCCGAAAAGGCAAAAGAUGGAUACGUUCAAGACGACAUUAGCAUUUUAUUGUCUGUUUCUGAAAGUUUAGGUCUCUGA